Amphimedon queenslandica is the source of this 746-nucleotide messenger RNA. RefSeq names its product E3 ubiquitin-protein ligase TRIM71-like. Lineage: Eukaryota; Metazoa; Porifera; Demospongiae; Haplosclerida; Niphatidae. The record is from RefSeq and is a predicted model, not a curated record. The transcript has 2 exons. Bases 207 to 617 code for a protein of 136 amino acids.
CCUGGUUGUAGAUGGGGACAAUCACAGGAUUAAUAAAUACGACCGUACAGGUACUUUCAUAAUGUCCGUGGGACAGAAAGGUAACAAAGAGUUGGAGUUCCUGCGUCCAACUGGCAUAGGUGUCAAUAAAAGCUGGUUAUGUGUAUGUUUGCGAUCGUGCUAAUCACCGAAUUCAAAUCUUAAAACCUAAUCUCACAUUUGACUCAAUGUUUGGAGGCUAUGGAGAGGAGACUGGGUAUUUGCACUACCCGUGGGACGUCGCCUUUGACUCUGAGGGUAUGGUCUAUGCAACAGUCCCUGGCCAAUAUUCCAUAAAGAAGUUUUCUCCAAACGGAGUCUAUCACUCGACAGUUGUCGAUAAGAAUACUCAGGGAUUUAAAGAAGGAGAACCCAAAUGUCUUGAGAUGUUAUUUAUUGAUGAACAAGAUUACAUGUACGUGACUGAUCGCGAGUGUCACUGUGUCUUUGUAUUUGAUACAGGUGGUAGGUUUUAUGCUCGUGUUGGUAACUAUGGGUCGGCUGAGGGUCAGUUUUAUUACCCAAGAGGUGUGGCUAAAGGAGAAGAAGGCCUGUACGUUAGUGAAGCUGGAAAUAAAAGGUUACAAUUGUUUGGAUAAAAUGGAGAAAAGAGGGAGAGACAUUUUGAACUAAAAAAGAAUUACUAAAAACCACUCAAUCUUGAUUAUAGUGUAUAUGAUUAUUAUAUUGUUGUUUUUAUUAAAUUUUUCGUUCAAAAAUUAGCAGAA